Messenger RNA from Fulvia fulva, 906 nucleotides. RefSeq lists its product as uncharacterized. The transcript has a single exon. The record is from RefSeq and is a predicted model, not a curated record. The coding region runs from base 1 to 906 and encodes 301 amino acids. Lineage: Eukaryota; Fungi; Ascomycota; Dothideomycetes; Mycosphaerellales; Mycosphaerellaceae.
AUGGCAAAUACGAGCAGCGCGCUCCCAAGCUGGGCGGCAAUAGUCGCUAGUCGCGCUCGAGUCGUGCCGCUCAUCGACACUCAAGUGCCUGCGUCCGUGGGCCAAGCCAUCGCUCCACAAGCCCAAGUCGCGCAACCCAGCGACAAUCCUGCGUCUGCGUCCGUGGGCCAAGCCAUCGCUCCAAAAGCCCAGGUCGCGCACCCCACCGACAGUCCUGCGUCUGCGUCGGAAGAGGAUGAAGUGUCGGAGCGGGUAACACAGAAUCUGAGCAGCGACACCGCAACCGUGGGCGAAACCACCACCCCACAGGCUCAAGUCAUGCAGUCCAUCAACAGUACUCAAACUGCAUUCAUCACCGCGAAUUGGAAUAAGCCCGCACAAUCCGCGGAAUUGUUAAGGCGCUACCCGGAUUAUAAGGUCCCCGCAUCUGCAUUCAGGACGGAGGAUGAGCUCGCAGCUCAAGAAGCGAAGUUGUCAGGGCGAUGCCCGGAUGAUCAGGUCCCCGACGAUCUGAUAUACAAGUACAGAUGCACUGUCCGCAGCCUGAUUGUCCAUCAGAUAGCUCGACAGCUCGUCAGUCCGGACGCAUUGCGACAGACUCUGUGCCAUCUCCGGUUGGAGGACAUGCAAUGUCUGCGGCACGUAUCGACACAGUGGCGAGAAGCGCUGAGAGUCAUCUACGAGGAGAGGUACUCCUACUGGAAAUCGUCGGCGACAUGGCAGGUAAAGGUUACAAAGUGGAACUGUCGUGGAGAUUGUCAUUAUUGCCAGAUUCUGGAACCUUCCAGUGUGGUUGCAGAUGCUGAGAGUGUGAGAGAAAGUGCAGAUACACCGCAGCUGGGAGAGACCGCUGGUGCAAAUAUCAAGAGUGUGAGAGAUGGUGCCGAUACACCACAGCAGGAAUAG